AUGAAAGUGUUCUCCCAAGACUUGGAUUCCUUCGCAGAAGCCUUUGGAGGCGAUACCGAGCAGCAGAAGUUCUACGAGUGUCGGUUGUGGUGCCUGCACCUGGCGUCCAAGCGCAAAACUUGUUUUGCAGAAAGCCGUGUUCGUCGCAUUGUUGACACGAACCUCCAAAGCUUGCUUCGGAACUGCCUGAGUGCGGAUAAGUCUGCUGCUCGCGAUGCCACGUACACUGUCCUGAACUAUGCUGCUGAAGGGCUCUCUCUUGUGCACCAGCAUAUUGCAGAGGCCAUGAACCCCCUGAUGGAAGACUUAGUGGACUCCGACACAGUCAAGAAUUUGACACGGAUACAAGAUUGCGUCGAGACGCUGACGAUGGCAAUGCGCUCGCCGAACAAGCCUCAGCGUCGGAAGUGGGUGUCCCUUCUGGUCAAACUCUUGGUGGGCGGUAGUGUUCGAACAGGCCCUGCGAUCUGCCGACUGAACAUGCUGUGGCUGGCUGAUGACAGCCCCAAGAAAACCUAUGAAGAAGCACUACACCAGCUGCGCAAGUUCGAAGCAUCUGCCUCACCAGAUUUGCAGGAAGAUCUCCAGUAUCUCAUUUGCAGCGGCUGA
This is a messenger RNA of Symbiodinium sp. CCMP2592, 609 nucleotides long. The record is from the annotation of a GenBank genome assembly. NCBI's taxonomy places the organism in Eukaryota, Dinophyceae, Suessiales, Symbiodiniaceae.